Messenger RNA from Lathyrus sativus (Indian pea), 237 nucleotides. The record is from the annotation of a GenBank genome assembly. Lineage: Eukaryota; Viridiplantae; Streptophyta; Magnoliopsida; Fabales; Fabaceae.
AUGAAGAUAACCUGGCUGAGCUCUAAAACCAAUGAUGAAUUUGCACCGAUAAAGUGGGUCGGUUCUGGCUUUCCAAAGACCACCGGGGAUCUUCGAUUAGGCAAGCGUGUAAUCAGCAGGACUCUAAAUUCUUUCUCUCACAGGGUCAAGUGGACAAAAGGUCCCAAAGGAAUUUUCCAUGUAUAUCCAAAGAAAGGGGAUGUUUGGGCUCUAUAUCAGAACCAGUCCCCUGAUUAG